UUUCCUUUCAAAGAACCUGUGACAGACAAUACAGUUGAUCUUCUCAACCUGUGCCAGCAUGACUAGACUCUCUUUAUCUAUUAGCUGGCUUUGUUUGGGCCUAAUUUUUGGGUCAAACGUGGAUGGUUUUGCUUCGUUCAGAUGCGGCUAUUUGGGCAUCCUGGGGGAUGGAAACGCGUGUGCCCUUUCCUGUAUUCCUCAAGGAUACACCUCCGGUUAUUGUGAGUAUGACCAAUGCAUUUGCGGGGUUCAAACACAACCUUUGAUCAACGAUCUCAACGGAAACGACGAUGGCCAUUUUGGGAUCCUAAACCCAUCCUCACGUAAUUGGGUUCGAAGGCACAAAGAAAAGGAUCGGAUAGAUAAUGAGGAUUCAGAGCCAGUUUGGCCCCAAUCACAGACACGCAAUGAUGGAGAGGAUUGGGACGUUCCCGCCGAGGAUGAAGGUUAUGAAUCGGACAACGAAUUUGAGGAUGACGAUGAUGAUGAUGAUGAGGAUGAGGAUGAUGAUGAUGAUGACGACGACGAUGAUUCCAAGCGUCGACAUGGUCACUAUUUCUCCGGUGGUCGACGUCACAAAGGGCGACGACAUUCGUUUGGUCGUCGAUCGGGUUAGACUGACCAUGGGUUUGGAUUCAAAAUGAAAUAUAAUUGCAUAUGGUGUUAAGCUUU
Messenger RNA from Tigriopus californicus, 672 nucleotides. RefSeq names its product prostatic spermine-binding protein-like. Lineage: Eukaryota; Metazoa; Arthropoda; Copepoda; Harpacticoida; Harpacticidae. The coding region runs from base 59 to 616 and encodes 185 amino acids. The record is from RefSeq and is a predicted model, not a curated record. The transcript has 3 exons.